Molecule: messenger RNA, 1520 nt
Organism: Penicillium pulvis
Lineage: Eukaryota; Fungi; Ascomycota; Eurotiomycetes; Eurotiales; Aspergillaceae
Product: Sugar isomerase (SIS)
Exons: 2
Coding region: 150-1520 (456 amino acids)
Biological process (GO): carbohydrate derivative metabolic process
Molecular function (GO): carbohydrate derivative binding
Source: RefSeq, a predicted model, not a curated record
GGAUCAGCUAAGUCCGAUCGACCGAUCUCUUUCAUCCCGCCUGUUAUCUUCCGUUAUCGACGCUUUUGAUCUUGGCCCUCCACAUUUUCCCGGCCUUGUCCCAGGCCUCCUAGGAGGAGCACUAGCUUAUAUUCCUUUCACUCCUCCCCAUGCUUUAUGACUCCAUUCCAAUCUCCUCGCCUUCCAUGGCCCCUCACCACGCCAUGCCCACGCCGCCUUGGCCACUCACUCCUCCCGACGUCUCAGGGCCCCCACCAACAGUCGCUAAAGAUGUUUCCUCCAUUGUAACCGCAAUUCAUGUCAUGUCCACUGAGCGCGCUGCGCUUGAGCAUCUUGAACGACUGUAUCAGACAGAUUCUCGAGCGCAGCAAGAACUUGCGCGUGCGGUGGAUCAAAUUGCGCGCAGUGUACGCGAUGGCGGCAAAUUGGUGAUUUGCGGGGUGGGCAAAAGCGGCAAAAUCGGGCGCAAGAUCGAGGCAACUAUGAACAGCCUUGGUAUAUACUCUGCAUUCUUACAUCCGACCGAAGCCUUGCAUGGUGAUCUGGGAUUGGUCCGGCCGAAUGAUACAUUGCUUCUCAUAUCGUUCUCUGGUCGCUCACCUGAGCUACUAUCUAUGCUCCCGCAUAUCCCCGCUUCGGUCCCUAUUAUCGCUUUGACCUCGCAUACAGACCCAUUGGCAUGUCCACUUCUAUCUUUGCAUGGGCCUUUGGGCUCGGGAAUUCUUCUACCGGCUCCAAUUCAUGAGGGCGAAGAAGCAUCUCUGGGCGUUAGCGCUCCUACAUCAUCUACGACCGUGGCCUUGUGUCUGGGAGAUGCUUUGGCCAUUGCGACGGCACGAAAGCUACACACUGCGCCAGGCAAGGGACCUGCAGAUGUGUUUCGAAGCCAUCAUCCUGGAGGUGCAAUUGGAGCCGCAACUGCAGCCGCAGCUAUGGCGGAGACCCCAUGGACGACUCCAUCCAGUGCUGUGUCAACGACAACGUUCGAUUCCCCAUCCUCAUCUAUAUCUUUACAAUGGGAGGACCUGAAUAGCAGCGCAUCCAUUCCGCCCUUUACACUCCAACCCCCACCAGAGCAUGGCCUAAUCCCUUCAAAUAUACUCGUUCCUCUUAAUCAAAUCCCCACCGUGGCAUCGGCCACAGCAAAAGGCCCCGGCGACAUUCGAUUACUUGAUAUCCUUUUAGCGGCCAUUCAGCACCCUAAUGCGAAAUCAUGGGUAUUCCUUUCGCCAACUGAGAUCGCUCCGCCUCGCAUGAUUCGGUCUCUUCUGUCCCGGCAGACUGACGUGGACCUGUGCGUGUCUGAGGCUAUCGCUAAAGACCCCGAACAGCCACUCACCGUGGCCCGGGCCGAAUGGUGUCUAGUGCCAGAAUCAACCCCGCUAGCUGAGCUGCGGCGGUUGGUCUCCACAUCCCGAGGUGGAUCAACCCCUAUAGCUGUUAUUGCUGUGAUGAAAGAUAUCACCAAUCCUAGCAGCUGUGUAGGGGUGGUAGAAGCAGAGGAUCUUUGGGGUGAAUAA